AUGACAUCGUGGACAACUACUCCAGGUACCGCCGCCCGAGAAGACGUUUACGAUCCCGAUGAAGUGGUACCAAAAAACAGCCCAUUGUUUCGGCCCCGAGAGAGGGUCGACCUCAAGCUAUCCCCCACAUCAUCUCUGGAACUUGCCGACCAAAAUCGCGAGGGAGACGACGCCUCCAGCCCCGAAGGAUCAGAAGGCAAAUCAGGUCGCUCGGGACGCAGGGCAAACCUCGGUGAUGCGGUGCUGAUCUCAUUCCUCGAUACGGAUGGUAGGAAUAGGGAAACGGCGUAUCGAGCUGCGCGUCAGGCUCUACCCUCGGAUUGUUCCGACGAUACAGAGAACCUCGACUCGGAUGAUUCUGGCGACGAGCUUGGCGUCCUGGCUUCCAGUCGAAGAGGCAGCAAGACAUCUCAGAGCCAGUCUUUCGCUGCUCCAAGCGCGCCAAACAAGAUAGACGCUAUGUUAGUGGACGCGAGGACCACGCCGCGGCCCACAGGGGAAGGAUCCCCUCCAGCUUUAAAUGAUCUGCAAUCUCUGGCUAGCAGUGCCCUCGGCGCGCUGAAUUUUGGCGACCAUCGAGCUGGAAUCGGCAAUGUCAAGUCGCGGCCACCCACGACUCUCAAUGUAUCGUCAGAUCGUGACAGGAUCAUAGUGGAGAGGGGAGGUAGGCGCGAUGGCCCCCUCAAGAGCUCAGGGGGCGAGUUGGAGAGGGAUGACAAAGAGCGAAUAGCGGAAGACCGAAAUCCACCUCUCAGUGCCACAUCUCCAUACAGCCCGCGCAGUAGUGCAUACGCCCACUCGCCGCCGCAGUCGGGCCUCUCACCAAUGUACGCCGGGAUACUCAGAUCUCCAGCAUCAAUCUCGACACGCAACCACGCUGGUGAGCUGCCGCCGAUUCAAGGAGUUUCACCGAGGUCAGAUUCGAACGCUAGUCAAAAUCCUCUACCGUCCAUUCGCGAUACCUUUGGAGAUAUCAGCAGUUUUGGCGAGACAAGCCCCGGAAGUCGCCGCGGCUCAGUUUUCCCGCAUUCUCCGCCAGGUGGACUGCCGCCACUUGGCAGUUUGACCGUUGGUUCACCACCGCUGUCACCAAACGAAGGCUAUCGAAGAUCAGACAUCCCAUCGCCUGGAUACAGUCUCUCAGCCGCCCCAAGCCCUUACUACUCUCAUCACCCGGUAAACAAUUACCCGCGUCACAGCAUUGACUAUAGCAGCAGCAGCGCAACCGAGACUCCCGGCAGCACCGGAGAUUAUGUAUCACCGCCUGCGAAUGCGCAAACCGCUUCCUCUGAGCGCAAUAAUGCCGAAGGUCUGUCAAUGCAACAUGGGACCUUUGUGUGUACGUUUCCAGGGUGUCCCGCACAGCCGUUUCAUACCCAAUAUCUUCUCAAUUCACACGCCAACGUGCACUCUUCGUCGCGCCCGUGGUACUGUUCAGUCAAGAACUGCCCUCGUAGCGAAGGGGGAAAAGGUUUCAAGCGCAAGAACGAGAUGAUUAGACACGGUCUAGUGCACGAGUCACCAGGAUAUAUAUGUCCUUUCUGUCCAGAUCGGGAACAUAAAUACCCUAGACCCGACAACCUGCAGCGGCAUGUGAGGGUACACCAUGUCGACAAGGACAAGGACGACCCGUUGCUACGUGAGGUACUGGCUCAGCGUCCAGAUGGGCCAAGUCGUGGACGGCGGAGACGACAUGGUCCAGGAUGA
Pyricularia pennisetigena is the source of this 1707-nucleotide messenger RNA. RefSeq lists its product as uncharacterized. The record is from RefSeq and is a predicted model, not a curated record. The coding region runs from base 1 to 1707 and encodes 568 amino acids. Lineage: Eukaryota; Fungi; Ascomycota; Sordariomycetes; Magnaporthales; Pyriculariaceae. Gene Ontology annotation, biological process: regulation of transcription by RNA polymerase II. The transcript has a single exon. Gene Ontology annotation, cellular component: nucleus.